Hibiscus syriacus is the source of this 1161-nucleotide messenger RNA. RefSeq names its product WAT1-related protein At4g28040-like. The record is from RefSeq and is a predicted model, not a curated record. Gene Ontology annotation, molecular function: transmembrane transporter activity. Bases 28 to 1161 code for a protein of 377 amino acids. The transcript has 6 exons. Gene Ontology annotation, cellular component: plasma membrane. NCBI's taxonomy places the organism in Eukaryota, Viridiplantae, Streptophyta, Magnoliopsida, Malvales, Malvaceae.
ACCGAAGUUGCAGUGCUGAAAAGAAAUAUGGGAAGAAGAACAGAUGCUUACUUGCCUGCUAUGGCCAUGAUCGGACUGCAAUUCAUCUAUGCCGGAGUAGCUCUAUUCACCAGGGUUGCUCUGGUGAAAGGGCUGAGUCCCAGGGUGUUUGUUGUCUAUAGGCAGGGUUUUGCAACCUUGCUCAUUGCCCCUAUAGCUUUCGUCUCAAGGAGGAAAAACUCAUCAAGGAGCAGUUUGGGGUUGAAGGGAUUUGGAUGGAUAUUGUUUGCUUCUCUUCUUGGUGUUACAGCCAAUCAGAACGCAUAUUUCGAGGGGCUAUACUUGUCGUCUUCAACAGUAACAAGUGCAAUGACCAACCUAAUCCCAGCAGUCACCUUUGUAUUGACUGCCAUUCUUGGGCUGGAGAAACUUAACAUACGAAGCCUGACAACUUUAGCCAAGAUACUAGGAACUGUGAUCUGUGUGGGUGGAGCCAUUUCCAUGGCGUUGCUCAAAGGUCCAAAGCUACUAAACACACAACUAUUACCUCCAAAGUCUUUGUUGGGCACUGGAGGUGAAACCUGGUUGAUGGGGUGUCUACUUCUGCUUGCAAGCAGCUUUUUCUGGUCACUUUGGAUGGUCUUGCAGGUACCAAUUUCAGCAAUCUGUCCAGAUCAUUUGUAUUCAUCAACUUGGAUGUGUUUCCUGGCCACACUAGAAUCAGCAACAGUGGCAUUGUUGGUGGAGAAAGAUGUAGGAGCUUGGAGUCUGAACUCAUAUCUAGAUCUUUAUUGCUGUUUAUAUACGGGAAUGGCAUUGGCAGUGUCGUUCUUCGUUCAAGCCUGGUGCAUUUCACGACGAGGUCCACUCUUUGCUUCCGUGUUUAACCCUCUAUGCACUGUUAUUGUCGCGGUAUUUGCUGCUGUAUUCCAACACGAGGAGACAUACACAGGAAGCUUGGUGGGUGCUUUUGCGGUGAUUGUGGGUUUGUAUAUUGUGCUAUGGGGUAAAGCUAAAGACCUUGAACAAAGGGAACAUGAGUCGGAUCCAACGCUGCUGAACGACCAGACAAGGGUGGUGCAAGAUGUGUCAUCUGACAAGAGUUGUCAAGUUGAUCUGGAAACACCACUUCUGCCUGAUAAGUUCACCGACGGUGAUGAUAUGGGGAUGAAUCAGAACUGA